UAAUAUCUAGUUUUUAUUGAUAAUUUUGAUUAUUGAUGUUCAACUGUUAUUAUUUUGGCGUUUAUGUAAUAUUUCUAAUCGUGAUUACACACGUUUACAGAAAUUGACUAAUAAUAUAUUUAGUAAGUAUUCCGAGUAGUAGGUGCCUAAUACUUCGAAUAUGCUGAUGUAUCAGUUUGAAGCUGUACACUUCAAAUUUUAGAAUGUAUUUUUAAUAUUGCUUAAAAAUGAUGGAUCCCAAUAAUUUGCCACACCAUGUGUAUUUGCACAAAGACCAUAAGUACAAAUUGAAACUUGGUUUUCAUGCAGCUCCUAGCAAUCCAAAAGUGUUUUCAAAAGCUAUUAGAGAUGAACUUAAUAAUUUAAAGUUUACAUACUGUUCUGAUUUAAAUGGACUGAUUAUGGGAUUUGGUAAAAUAAGUUCGAAUGAACUUAUUCCAGCUGAUAUCCGACAUUGUAUCACUGUAGUUGUCAACGUUGAUGUAUUUAUAUUCAGACCUCCAGUUGGAUCUAUAAUUGAAGCUGUAGUUAACCAAACAAGUGAUAAUCAUGUCAGUUGUUUAGUGCAUAAUUUGUUCAACGUUUCUAUAGUACGACCUGAAAAUGAACCGUAUCACCAGUGGUCAGGAUCUAAAAUUAAAAAGGACAACAAAAUUGAUGUUAAAGUUAUAUCUUUUGAUCUCACAAAAAAAACUUCCUCAUAUUACAGGAGUAAUAAUUAAAAAAAAGGAUGACUGUUAUAACCCUACGGACAUAGAAGAUAGUUCUUCUUCAAAAUAUUCACCCUCAAAAACUGUUGUAAGUGAUUUAACUAAAUCUUUUAAUAAGAAUACAUCAAGUCCUUCAAAAUCUUCAUCAAGUGAUUCUGAAUCAUCAACUG
Molecule: messenger RNA, 880 nt
Organism: Melanaphis sacchari
Lineage: Eukaryota; Metazoa; Arthropoda; Insecta; Hemiptera; Aphididae
Product: DNA-directed RNA polymerase I subunit RPA43-like
Exons: 4
Coding region: 228-722 (164 amino acids)
Biological process (GO): DNA-templated transcription initiation
Cellular component (GO): RNA polymerase I complex
Source: RefSeq, a predicted model, not a curated record